Messenger RNA from Carassius carassius (crucian carp), 2533 nucleotides. Its product is annotated as beta-1,4-N-acetylgalactosaminyltransferase 3-like. The coding region runs from base 42 to 2225 and encodes 727 amino acids. Gene Ontology annotation, molecular function: acetylgalactosaminyltransferase activity. Gene Ontology annotation, cellular component: Golgi cisterna membrane. The record is from RefSeq and is a predicted model, not a curated record. The transcript has 22 exons. NCBI's taxonomy places the organism in Eukaryota, Metazoa, Chordata, Actinopteri, Cypriniformes, Cyprinidae.
AAUACUUCCUGGCCAUUAUACGGUACUUAGUGUAUAGCAGAAUGUUCACUCUGAGAGCUUUUCACCACCGCAAAGUGAUGUUUUAUUUAUUUUUUCUACUCAUAAUAUGUAUCAUAUUUUAUGUUUUCAUAUCUUUAGGAGCAUAUUAUGUGGACUCAAAAAAAUAUAUUUUGCCUGCUGGGUCUGAAAAAACAAACAUCGCCAAAGAUAUCAAGAAGAGAGAAUCACCUCUAAAUGAUGAACCUCCUGAUGCACAGGAGAUCCAGAAAAAUAUUGGUGAUGACCAACAGCAAGUCAAAACAUAUAAGGGUCGAGUGAAUGUGCACGUUUUUGAAGACUGUUGCGGUGGAUCCCUUAAUCAACUCAGGAAUAACCUGCUCUAUCCGUUAUUUCCCAAUGUGCGUACUACAGUUAGCAGACUUGCUGUGGCACCUCAGUGGAACAAUUAUGGUCUGAGAAUCUUUGGCUACAUCCAUCCUGCAGAAACUGAUGAAUAUAUGUUUGCUGUUUCCUCUGAUGAUAACUCAGAGUUCUGGCUCAGUUUAAAUGAAAGUCCGGAAAACCUUAAACGUCUCGUCUAUGUUGGUGAGACAGGAAAUGAAUGGACUGCUCCAGGCGAGUAUUGGAAAUUUGCAUCCCAGAUCUCCAAACCUGUCUUGUUAGUGAAAGACAUGAAAUAUUUUUUUGAAAUCCUCUUAAAACAGAAUAGCGGAAUGGAUCAUCUGGAAAUAGCUUGGAGUUUAAACCGUGACAAUAGCACUUUUUCUGUGAUAACCUCCGAGUUUUUAUCAUUAUAUGAAGAUGAAUCUUCUCUACAAAUGGGAGAUAUUGAUCACAUACCUCAAACAAAAGCAAGUUACGAUAGGCUCCUUGAGCCCAUGUCACCCCAUCCUGCAGGAGACCCAAUCAGAGAAGACCCACGAGAUCACAUCUAUAAAUACCAAAUUCUAGAUGAAUCCUACCUGAAAGGCUUGUUUCCUGAAUGCCAUUACAAUCCAAGUUACAUACUCAAUAAACAAAUUGAAAGAUAUGAGGGUGUAUAUUUGGUUCAGUUUUCGUCAGUGUAUCCAAAUGACUACACGAGGCAAACUACUGCAAACAAUGAUGAGAUGUGCUUCUACAGACAAGAUCCAUCAUUUCAGCCAGAUAAAGGACUUGCUUCUUAUCUGACCGAGGUUGAAGACCCUGAUGUAAAAAUGCUAAAUACAGGUCCUGAAGGUCCUUUCUGGCAGCGUGUCUAUGACGUAAAACCCCUCAAUGUUGCUUCAAAGCAAACCACCUCUGUGGGAAAUUCCUGCAGAACAACUGGAAACAUUGUGAUGUCCCAAAGUCAUGCCAUGCCAAUUGUUAGAGCCUUUUUAAAUGCAUUGCAUUCAAGUGAAGAGACACGUGGCUACUCCCUGUUACGUGUUGUGAAUGUUGUAAGGCGUGAAGACAAGGACGUGGGCAGCCGUUAUCUGGUGGAACUUGAACUUGUGGGCCCACAAGGUCAGAAAGCUCUUGUUUCACAUUAUGUUUAUGCACCGGCUGAGGAUUCAAAAAAGCAAACAAUUCUCUGCAGUCCAAAAGCCUUCAGCUGGAAUCCAUCUGCUACUGUUCAUAUUAUCGUGGCAGUGAAAAAUCAGGCCAGAUGGAUCAUACAGUUUAUCAGGGAAAUGGAAAAAGUGUACAGAGCAACUGGGGACAAAAACUUUAAUGUAAUAAUUAUAGAUUACGACAGCUCUGACAUAGAUAUCGAGAAAAGACUCAAAAAGUCAACAUUACCAAGCUACAAGUUUAAGAAGAUGGAUGGUAAUUUUCAAAGAUCAGGUGGCCUUCAAGCUGGAAUAGAUCUUGUUGAAGAUGAGCACAGUAUUUUGUUCCUCUGUGACCUGCACCUCUACUAUCCUGUAAAUAUAAUAACCAGUAUACGAAAACAUUGUGUCGAAGGAAAGAUGGUCUAUGCUCCAGUUGUGAUGAGACUGGAUUGUGGUGCUUCCCCGAUAGCCCCAGCUGGUUCUUGGGAGGUUUCUGGUUAUGGUCUGAUGGGAAUCUACAAGUCAGACAUGGACCGUAUUGGUGGCAUGAACACUAGAGAAUUCAAAGACAAAUGGGGCGGUGAAGACUGGGAGUUAUUAGACAGAGUACUAGGUAAUGGGUUAGAGGUGGAACGACUCCACCUCAGAAAUUUUUUUCACCAUUUUCAUUCUAAACGUGGAAUGUGGGAAAACAACAAUCAAGGCUAAAAGCAAAUGCUCAAUUUUUUAUUUUUUUAAACCAGUGGAGCCUAAACCUUGCCACCACAGAUAAUCACUUUGGUCAAUCUCACAACUCAAUCACGCAAUCAUCGUCGUGGAAGUCACUUCAUGGAUUCAGCUCAGAGAAGUCAUGGAUGGAUCUGAUUGUGACAACCAGUAUUGCUAGCUAUAAGGAUAUGCUACCAACAUAUUAAGGAUGUAAAUUAAGGUUAGAGGUUAGCAUUUGUUUCAGCUUUGUGUAGACACUAGAUCAUAUUUACACUUCUCUAUGCAAAACCAGUUUCAUUGUGUUUUUA